This is a messenger RNA of Sphaeroforma arctica JP610, 221 nucleotides long. RefSeq lists its product as hypothetical. Lineage: Eukaryota; Ichthyosporea; Ichthyophonida. The annotation marks the transcript as partial. The transcript has a single exon. The record is from RefSeq and is a predicted model, not a curated record.
UAUCAUCAAAGGGGGCCAUCGCAUCUGGACCCCACAAACCAUCUCUCCUGAGCACACGUGGUCUGGCGGCUACUAAUGACUCUGACAUUUUGGUCAACCAAUCAAUUUCGAGCUCUGAUGACAGGAAUGUUGAUAUUAGUAACAAUUCAUUAGUCGAUACAAAUGCCGAUGAAGUCAUUGGAGAGACACCCCUUGACGCACCACAUGCCACAGACGGGAAG